Rhododendron vialii is the source of this 2037-nucleotide messenger RNA. RefSeq names its product protein FAR1-RELATED SEQUENCE 5-like. Lineage: Eukaryota; Viridiplantae; Streptophyta; Magnoliopsida; Ericales; Ericaceae. Gene Ontology annotation, molecular function: zinc ion binding. The transcript has 2 exons. The coding region runs from base 1 to 2037 and encodes 678 amino acids. Gene Ontology annotation, biological process: regulation of DNA-templated transcription. The record is from RefSeq and is a predicted model, not a curated record.
AUGGAAACUCCCAAUAAUAGUACCAACAGCAAGGGUGUGAAGGUAGAUUCAUAUGAUUGGGAAUCCAAUUCCGACUCUUGUUCUAGUUCGGAAGAUUCGCAGAGUAAUAUAUUUGUUUCUGAAGAUGAAGAUAAUGAUGUGGAUGGGGAAAAGGAAGGGGAAGGGUCAGUUUCCAGUGUAGAUGAUAGUUUUCGCUUGCUCACUGAUACAGAGAUUAUGGAAAUGAAAUUUGUUUCUGAAGAUGAAGCUGGUCAAUUCUACAAUGCAUAUGCCAAUGCAAUUGGUUUUAGCGUAUGCAAAUAUAAAAGUAGACCACAAAAAGGCAAUGAAAUCCAGCGGAAUGUAGGCAUGAAGCCAGCGCAAAUUAUGGACUAUAUGACAUGUCAGUCUGGGGGUUUCCAUAAUGUGGGGUUCACUGUAAAAGAUUUGCGUAACAAAUUGCAUAGCAUUCGUAAAGAAGAAAUAAAAAAUGGGGAUGCUGAGGGUGCAUUGGGAUACUUGUCUGCUCAAGUAAGUAAUGAUCCGUUAUUUUUCUUCAAGUACACUGUUGACGAGGAUGAUCGGUUGGAGACACUUUUCUGGACAGAUGGGAGGUCUAAGAUGGAUUAUGCUGCAUUCGGAGAUGUGUUAGUUUUCGACACGACCUAUCGAACCAAUGCUUACAAGAAGCCAUUUGUCAUAUUGGCAGGUGUGAGUAAUAACUUUACAACGACCAUAUUUGGUUGUGCGUUGUUGUCGAAGGAGACGGAGGAUACGUACAAUUGGGUUCUUUCAACGUUUUUAGAGGCUAUGGAUGGUAAACGGCCCAUCUCGAUGGUCACAGAUGGUGAUUUGGCGAUGCGCAAUGCAAUUAGAAACAUUUUUCCUGAUGUAAGGCAUCGCCUAUGUUCGUGGCAUCUGGAGCGAAAUGCCGCUAAAAAUGUUCACAUACCGGAAUUCGUAUCUGACUUUACCAUUUUGAUGCAAAUGGAAUGUGAUGUUGAAGAAUUUGAAACUCUUUGGGCUGAUAUGGUAUCACACUACGGCCUAGAGACAAACGCUUGGGUGGUAGAGAUGUAUAACAACCGCGAAAGAUGGGCCGAGGCAUAUCUUCUCGGCCAUUUCUUUGCAGGGAUGAGGAGCACUCAGCGCUGUGAAGGUAUGAACCGUUAUUUAAAUCGGUUCUUAACAGUAAGGCUACGGCUUUUUGAAUUUGCCCAACAGUACCACCGUGGUCUAGCUAGGAUGCGAGUUGCCGAUGCAGAGGCUGAGACGGCAACGGAGCAUAGUACCCCUGUUUUGAUCACGCAAUUGAAAAGCUUGGAGAAGAAUGGAACCGAGGUGUACACACAAUACAUAUUCAGAUUCUUUCAGGAUGAAAUACAGCGUGCAUUUGCAUUGAUUGUGGCGCGUCGUGUUGAUGAGAUGGAGCGUCGGUUGUACUUCAUUGAGAUGUACUCGCAUCCAAAAUCCAAUUGGACGGUCGAGUAUUAUCCAAUUGAUAGCAGAAUCAAUUGUAGUUGUUUGAUGUUUGAGUCUUUUGGUCUACCUUGUUGCCAUAUGAUUGUGGUCAUGAAAUAUGAACAUCUACCGACCAUUCUCCUUAGUUUAGUCAUGCGAAGAUGGACAAGGUGUGGUCGACCUCUGACCCAACAACCAAAUGUUUGCCAAAUUUCUCGCAGUAUAUCCCACAUGGCUAGGUAUGGGAUAUUGAGUUCGGGUUACAAAUUGAUGUCAUUCUAUGCAUCGCAUGCCCAGGACUCAUUUGAAGAUGCUAGGCAAGUGGUACACGAAAUGACAUCCUGGAUCAGGAAGCGUUGGGAGAUGGGAAAGAAUAAGGAGUGCAACACAGAGAUUGGUAAAUCAAGUGAUGGCCAAAUUUUGUUUGGUGUGGGCGAUCCACCUGUGGUCAAGACCAAAGGCAACCCUGGGAAGAAGUCCAGUGCCCAACAUUCUCGGAAUCCUAGGAAAUGUAGCCACUGCAAGUGCCGAGGUCACGAUAAGCGGACAUGUCCAAAGUUGUCAUCAAAGCAUCCAAUUGACGACCUUCCUAUUUAG